AUGGCGAUCGUCGCGGGUUGCCUUGUAUUCUCGAGAAACAAAAGCAAUCGCACAGUCUUGCAAGGAAACCUCGCGGAUAAGGUGACAGCGAAGUUCCUCACACAAUUCCAACAAUCUAAACUGAAGCAAGAUCUGGAAACUGAGAGAACAGCUGCAAAGGUUUUCUCCAGAUUCGGUGGAUCCUUCCAUGAUGGAGUUGGGACAAACACUUGGAAAGGAACGCCAUGGGCCAAGUAUGAUGACAAAGAUACCCGCACAGAGAGCUUGAAGUACACAUCUGGUGAUAAACACCUGGCUAAGCUGAGAGCUCGGAGGGGGACCACGAUGAUGCUUCACCAAGAGAAGGGAAAUGGCUUCAACAUUCCCGCAGCACAAGCUCUACAAUCGUUGCAUGAAAGCAAUUUAGCACGUGGGUGGAAGGAUGUUGACAUUACAACGGAGAGUAUGAAGCAGCUGUAUCGAUCGAUAGACAAGCAGCUGGAGCCUUUAGCAGAGGCUUAUCCUCAUCUACGAGCCAUCAGGCAUUAA
This is a messenger RNA of Guillardia theta CCMP2712, 528 nucleotides long. RefSeq lists its product as hypothetical. The transcript has 4 exons. The coding region runs from base 1 to 528 and encodes 175 amino acids. The record is from RefSeq and is a predicted model, not a curated record. NCBI's taxonomy places the organism in Eukaryota, Cryptophyceae, Pyrenomonadales, Geminigeraceae.